This is a messenger RNA of Neurospora tetraspora, 2469 nucleotides long. RefSeq lists its product as uncharacterized. The record is from RefSeq and is a predicted model, not a curated record. Gene Ontology annotation, molecular function: ubiquitin-protein transferase activity; ubiquitin binding. Gene Ontology annotation, biological process: protein linear polyubiquitination; proteasome-mediated ubiquitin-dependent protein catabolic process. The transcript is spliced from 4 exons. NCBI's taxonomy places the organism in Eukaryota, Fungi, Ascomycota, Sordariomycetes, Sordariales, Sordariaceae. Bases 1 to 2469 code for a protein of 822 amino acids. Gene Ontology annotation, cellular component: ubiquitin ligase complex.
AUGCUCACUCACUUGAAUCAGGGCGAAAGUUUCAAGGGAAAAGCAGACGGGACAGGCUGUAGACAACCUUUUGCAUAUCAUCAUCCAGAGACGUGGUCCCGUUGCGAGGCUUAUAGAGAUACUAAUAUCCUGGGCAGGGUUUUCGUUGACGAUGGUUGGCCACCUCCUGAUGUACCGCCGGUGCCGGAAGAAGGGCCACAACGUGACCCGGACACGUUUCUGGCCACAGUCAUAGGCCUUCUACCGGAGAUUUGUCCAGAAUACGCCCGGAAGCAUGGUCAUGAAUACGGAUGGAAUCCAGAACCGUUCCUCAACCGUGUCUUGGAGGAAGAAGGCAACGGCACCAAAUAUCCAAGACGCGCCAAGAAAAGGAAACGAGGCGACGAGGAUGUGGGAGACAAUGCGAAAGAGUCGAAGCUGCAGAAAUUGCACAAAAAAUAUGAGGGUCGUGUAUCCCAACACAAUAGAGACCACAACUAUACGCGCGUCUGCCGGGUACUUCUCAAGGAAGCUUUUCCCAAGGCAUAUGUAGGCGACAUUGAGGACGCCAUGUCAAAGCACAACUUUUCGGUUUACCAAACGUACUCAGCACUACAUGAGGAUUUUUCGAAACCACAUGGCGUCACCUUUCGCAGAAAAACGUUUCCCAGACACAAGAACAACAUCGAAGAGGUAGCAAUCGAUAACGAAGAUGACACUCCACCGGGCAGAGAGGCACAGCAAGAAUUUCUCGCAGCGCAGGAGGUAUGUUCAGCAAGAUUAGCCAAGGACGCCGCGGAAGAAGCCCGACAGAGGGAGGAGAGGGAAAACCUCGAGAAUGCGAAAGCAGAAGGCGCCAUCAUCGAAUGUGGGUGUUGUUUUGAUGAACUUCCCUACAAUCGCAUGGCGCACUGCGAUGGUGACACGCCUCACUGGUUUUGCUAUGACUGCGCUCGGCGGCAAGCAGAAAAUCAGAUCGGACAGCAGCGGUAUCAUCUAGGUUGCAUGUCUAUGGAUGGCUGCGAGGCGACUUUCUCCAGAGAUCAAAAAGACCUGUUCCUGGAUGACCGCCUGAAGCGUACCCUGGAGGAGAUCGAGCAAAAUGACAGCAUUCGACGGGCUGGUAUCGAGGGCCUGGAGACUUGUCCAUUCUGCAACUAUGCUGCGGAAUAUCCCCCAGUGGAGGUUAACUGGGAGUUCGAGUGUCAGCAACCAGAGUGCGGGGUGAAAAGCUGCCGACGUUGUCGUCAAGAAACUCACAUUGGCAAGUCUUGCGAGGAGGCGAUGGCUGAAGCAGCCCGUAACAAGGGUGAAGACGCCAAGCGGAAACUCGAGGAGGCCAGGUCAUUGGCUAUGAUUCGGGAGUGCUACAAAUGCAAUAAUCGAUUCAUCAAAGAAAGUGGUUGCAACAAGAUGACUUGUCCCAGAUGCAGAGCCAUGCAAUGCUACGUUUGCAGGCAGCCUUGCGAUUACAGCCACUUUGACGAUGUGCAUAGAGGUGGUAAAAAGGGCAACUGUCCUCUCUUUGAACAACAAUCAUUGGAUGAGAUUCACGACAAGGAGGCUCGGGAAGCCGAGGAGAGGGAACGAAAGAAGCUACUCGAAGCGGACCCCAGCAUUGAUGCUCAAGAGCUUGAAAUCAAGUUUGAUGAGAAGCUUUUUCCAAAACGCCAGCAGCAUGUUCAUGCUAACGGUGUGCGUGCUCCUGGAGCUUACCCCGGUCGGAUUCCGGCUCCAAUUCGGCACGCGCUUGCGGGUGCGAUAGCGCGACCCCGGGUGCGCGGGCCGAAUCAGGCCCAGCCAGGCAUGCCAGGAGCUGCACAUGUGCAGCCCGUGGGACAGGAAGCCGAUCUUCUACAGCAGUACGUAAGACUAGGACUGCCGCCGGGACCAAUACGAGACCGGUUCAUGGAGAGGUGGGGGCGCCGAUACGCGCAACUGGCAGCCCAGAGGAACCGAGGACCGGUUCAGCCACAUCAGGGCCAAGUGGUCAACGGCGGCCAUCCCAACCAAGGAAUGAACCAAGGACUUGCAGGCUAUGCUGCCCCUGGCGUCCAUCCCAACCCCUAUCCCAAUCCCCUUCCCAAUUACAAUGCCAAUCCGGCUCCCAAUCCUGCCCCCAAUCCUGCCCCCAAUCCAGUCCAGGCACCACAGGCGUUUCCGGGGUUUGGAAAUCAGGUCCUCCAUCACAACCACAACCACAACCACUACAUGCUUAACGCGCAUUUCCCGGCCAAUGUUCCAGACUGGAAUCCAGGCGGGCCAGGUCUCCUCGGCCUCGGCCUUGGCCCCCUUCCCCCAAACGAUGGAUUUGGUCUUCCCCAAAUGGCGCAACCCGCUGCGCCUAGAAUGGCCGCCCUUCCUCCUCCUGUGGCAGUCAACAACGUGCCAAACCCGAGCGUUAAUGUGCGAAGCUUUGGCCGAGCCCCGGUAGUGGCAGUACCUCCUGGACAACAGGUGCCUGUUGUCGAUCUUACUGCUGAUGAGUAG